This is a messenger RNA of Parnassius mnemosyne (clouded apollo), 612 nucleotides long. Lineage: Eukaryota; Metazoa; Arthropoda; Insecta; Lepidoptera; Papilionidae. The record is from the annotation of a GenBank genome assembly.
AUGGAAGUGGAUCAGUACACCAGUGUAACCACCGAAUGGUCAUAUUCUGGCGAAGGAUCACGGUUACCGCUCAUCGACGAAUCUUCUGCACUUGGGACGCAUUUACCAAAGGACAGGUUAAUUGCAGUACUGGAUCAAGUUGAGAUGCGGGUAGAGAGACUCAGGCGGGAUACUGUGCGCAUUGAAGAGGAACGCGAUUCUCUGCUGUCCACUUUGGACAGUGUGAAGCACUCGGAACUCUUGGGCGACAUAUCGGAAUGUGAUAAAGACGACAUUAUUCGGUACGCGGAUCGCAUCUUGGCACGCGCAAUGACUGUGGAAGUGGCAGUGCGCACUGAUCGAGACUCCCAACAAGAAGAGGCUCUGCAUCAAGUGAAUAUGUACAUCGAUCAGCUGGUGAUGUCGGUGCACGAAGAUGCGGUCAUAGCGCACACUCGGUGUCAGACCUACAUGAACGCCUGCACUUCGCAGCCCGACCCCUGCUCGGGCACCGACAAGAACUUCGAGUCCGCCAUCUUGGGCUGCACCCUUGAUGAUCAGAAAAGGGUGAAGAAACGCCUCCAGGGCCUCCUUGACUACUUCGCUAAGCUUAACAUCACAACUUGUACGUGA